Anguilla rostrata (American eel) is the source of this 4978-nucleotide messenger RNA. RefSeq names its product FH1/FH2 domain-containing protein 1. Bases 2675 to 4234 code for a protein of 519 amino acids. The transcript is spliced from 9 exons. Gene Ontology annotation, biological process: cortical actin cytoskeleton organization. Gene Ontology annotation, cellular component: cytoskeleton; cytoplasm. The record is from RefSeq and is a predicted model, not a curated record. Gene Ontology annotation, molecular function: actin filament binding. Lineage: Eukaryota; Metazoa; Chordata; Actinopteri; Anguilliformes; Anguillidae.
AAUUCCAAAACAAUCCGCGGGGGCUUACGGACCGCCGGGGUGGGCCAGGGUUCUGAUGUUUCUACGCACCAGUCAUAAAUCUGCUAAAGGGCGGAAAGACAACCACAUACAGCAAUCGCGGUUCUCAAAAUAAAAAGAGGCGGUUUCAAAGGCGGGACACACCCGAUGUCUUCUUCCGAAGGUAUGAUUAGAUAGAUGAUGACAAAUCAUGACCAAUCAUAAUCGAGGGGAGCAGUGUGCCAGUUUACACAUGUAGGGCGCUUUGUGUCGCGUUGGGAAUGGACUGUCCAGUUAUUCGGGGACCUGGCCGAUAAUCUGGCCGCCAAUUACUACAGCACAUCGGGGUCUCAUGUAAUCAGGAGAGUUUCAAACAUGCGAUUCCACGCAGGUGAAAUUAGAAACCUACGGCACCAUCAGUUUCGAUGCAACGUCGUCCUGAAUAAAUAUUUAAACUUAACCUUGAAAUGGGAUCAGUGCCAGUCUCGAACAGAGAAAUUCUGCUUUAUUCUUUAAUUCGCGUAUACUACGCUAUUUUUUGGCGACACGAUUUUAUGUAAUACAAACAACUAUACUGGCGCUUGAGAAUAUGAACGAUUUGACAGGAAUUCAGUUUUUCCCCCGUUCCAAGCGACAGACCGGGACUUUCCUCAGUUAGCGUUAAUGGGCGGUAAUUAUGGAGGUCCCAUGAGCCCAAAUUCAAACAAACGGAAGUCUGGAGAUGUUCAGACGGAGACAGACCGCACAAUCAGACAUGCAGAGGAGAAACUUGUGCAGCCCGGUUAAAAAUCGCAACAUGAAAACACAUUAAACGCACAGGUCACUACUUCAUGUUCUUAGGUCAUGUAUGACUAAAUGUUAAUACAUUCUUAAAAGGCAUUAUCUUACAUUCAUUAACAUAUGCCCUUACCCAGAGCGACUUAGAACGUAGGAACGUAUACAUGCGGUCGCCUAAUUAAUAUGACCAAUGGCGAACAACAUCCCCAGACCAGCGAGUGGAGGUGCUGCAUCACUAAAGCAAGCUAACCCAGUCAUAGAGAACUUCAGUAGGGUCAAAACCUAUAUAUGCAUUCCACCAAUGUGGAAAUAAGUGAAGUACAGAGCACACACACACAUACUCACACAGGCACAUGCAUACGCACACACACACUCACACACACACACACACACAUACACUCACACACACACAUGCAUGUUUGUAUUGCUAUACUUGUGAGGACUUUCCAUUGACUUACAUUCGUUCCGUAACCCCUAACCCUAACCCCAGCCACUACAUGCCUAACCCUAACCUUAACUUAAUUCUAACCCUAACCUUAACCCUAACCUUAACUUAAUUCUAACCCUAACCUUAACCUAAUUCUAACCCUAACCUUAACCUAAUUCUAACCCUAACCUUAACUUAAUUCUAACCCUAACCUUAACCCUAACCUUAACUUAAUUCUAACCCUAACCUUAACCCUAACCUUAACUUAAUUCUAACCCUAACCUUAACCCUAACCUUAACCUAAUUCUAACCCUAACCUUAACCCUAACCUUAACUUAAUUCUAACCCUAACCCUCAGUCUUAACCCUAAAACAGCCUCUUGAACUUGUGGGGACCAGCAAAAGGUCCCCACCUUGUGUAAUUUUCUUCAUCUUUUUAUCCUUGUGGGGACAUUUGGUUCUCACAAAGAUAGUAAUACAUGCCCACACACACACACAGUAAUACCUUAUUCAGACCUGGGUCAAAUUCUUUCUGAUUACUGAGACAUUAUUGGUCAGUUAUUAAUUAUGAGUAGUUAACACACCUUUAUAUUUUCACAGUACUCUUUCACAUGAUUGUACGUUUUGUUAUGGGUUUGUUUUGUUGCAAUACCUUAAGGCACAUUUUAGCAGCAUCUCAUGUUUUUAAAAAUCCAGUGUUUACAAUUUUUAGUAGCAUCUAGUGUUUUGAAUACAUAUUUCACACAGGUUUUACCCUGAUACUAACUUCAAGAAACUGCAUUAAUUUUUGCAUGCCACUUAACUCAGAAAGAAAUAUGACUGCAAAAUUGAAAAAGUAAAAUGUUAGUAAGCAGAGGGAGUGACAGAGAGGGGUGGGGAGGGAUUUCUAUCGGUGGUUUUGUGUAAACAGGCUGUAAUAUAAACAGGAGAUGAGGAAGUGAUAAUGAGAUUAAGGGAAAGGGUGCAACACAAACAAUUCAAACUGAAGCACAGCCACACAGAGAUACCCUGCAUUCAGUGAGAGAAUCUGCAUCCAGCGAGAUACCCUCCAUCCAGCGAGAUACCCUCCAUUCAGUGAGAUACUCUGCAUUCAACAAGAGAACCUGUGCUCACAGAGAGAACCUGCAUCCAGUGAGAGAACCUGUGCUCACAGAGAGAACCUGCAUCCAGUGAGAGAACCUGUGCUCACAGAGAGAACCUGCAUCCAGUGAGAGAACCUGUGCUCACAGAGAGAACCUGCAUCCAGUGAGAGAACCUGCAUCCAGCAAGAGAACCUGCAUCCAGCAAGAGAACCUGCAUCCAGUGAGAGAACCUGCACUCACAGAAAUACUGCAGAUACAGAGGGAAAGAUACACAGACAUACGGGUAGAUGUGGAUAUGAUGUGGUGAGGCAGCAACAGGAGCAUGAUGAUGAUGAUGAGAUGAAGACAAGACCACCAGCCAGUCACAGAAUUGACGUGGAGCGGGAGAGCCAAUGAAACAAGCCGACGCUGAGAGGCCCCUCCCUCUGGGACUUGACGAACUCUGGCCCUCCUUCUUCAGCCCCACACCCCGGCUCUGCCUAAACACCUUGGACUUCUCAGACCUGUGGGACGAGGAGGACCUGGGCCUGGACAGCGCAGAGGAGAACAGGGCCCUGUCCUCUCAGGACUUUCCAAAAUCAGCUCCUCCUCCUCCACCUGCUCCGCCCCCUCCACCCGCCCCGCCACGCCCUGCCCCGCCCACCAGCCGUACUCUCCGGCUCCACUGGAGGGCGCUGCACCACCUGCCCCUCCUCCCUCGCAUUGGACACUUUGGACCCCAAACAAUCUGGGCGGGGCUUGAACCCGUGGAGCUUGACACCCAAAACCUGGAGCACCUUUUUGAGAGCAAAAACAAUACCCUCAGUGUGGAGGGGGCAAGGAGGAGACAGCACUAUAUCUCUGUGUUGACGGUAAAGCGCAGUAACAUCAUCACCAUCACCCUCAGCAGCCUGCCCCCCCCUCACCUGCUGCCCCCCGCCAUCCUGAGCAUGGACUGCUGUGUGCUGGACCGGGAGGACCUGCAGAAGCUACAGACUCUGGUGCCCAGUCAGGAGGAGCUGUGCCUCAUCCAGGAGGCCCAGGCCCAGUCUCCAGGCUCACCAUUGGCCCCGGCUGAGCUCUGUCUCACCACGCUGGGAGCCAUCCCUCACCUGAGACCAAGGCUUCAGCUCUGGGCCUUUGCUUUAGACUAUGACACACUUGAAAGAGAAAUUGCAGAGCCUCUAUUUCACCUCAAGCAGGCCAUGGAGCAGCUGGCCACCAGCCAGACCUUCCACCGUAUCUUAGCAACUGUGCUAGCCAUCGGCAACUUUCUCAACGGAUGCAAGGCACGGGGGUUCGAGCUCAGUUACCUGGGAAAGCUGUCUCAGGUGAAGGACACACACAGCCGGCAGCCACUGCUUCAGCACGUCUGUGCUUUGCUGCUGCAGCUCUACCCACAAUCCUCGGACCUGCUCUCCGAGCUCACAGCUGUCACACGCGCCAGCAAGUGGGAGUACUCGCAGGUGGGGUCAAACCUUGCGCAGCUGCAGGCCCGCUGCAAGGCAUGCUGGGAGCAGCUGAACCUGCUGGAGCAGGUGGAGGACGGGCAGGAGCAUGCGGAGAGCCUGAGAAAGAAACUCCCUCACUUCCUGAGAGAGAGCGAGGAGAGACUGAGCAUUCUGAAGGCUGUACAUCGCCGAGUCAUCAACAGGUUCCACUCCUUCCUGCUGUAUUUGGGGUACACUCCACAGUCAGUGCGCUCCCUGAGAGCGGAGACCUUCUGCAAAAGCAUCAGCGACUUCGCUCUGGAAUACAAAACCGCUCGACACGCCAUCCUCCAACGAAGGGAGAGAGAGGAGAGGGGCACCCCAAAUACCCCCACCCCUCGCCAUACCCCCACACAGGAGAGUUUGGAGCAGUACAUGUUGGAGGAGAUUCUGCGCACACCUGAAUCCACCCACUUUGACCCCAUUCUGCCUCGUCACCGAAAUAAACACACAGGUGUUCUGUCCCGGAGGCUGAAGUGGUGAGAGGGAAUCUGUCUGGGUGGCACACCUGGAUUCAGGGCACACCUGGAUUCACUGCACACUGGCUGCUCUGAAACUCACCAUUCCACAGACACACCGCCUGCACUUGGAGAAUGAAGAACUAAAGCCUGCAGUUUCUCUCUCUCCAUCUCUCUCUCUCUCUCUAAACUCCAUUGUAGCUCACUGGAGUUCAAACCAAGAGUAGCUUUAUCACACACAUGCACACACCCACACAAUCACACACAUGUAAACACAUGCACAAUCACACACGCACACAAGCACAGUGAAGCUGCUCAGUGGCCAACAAUAGAGGAUUGUGAUUGUACUGGGCAGCUCCCAGGUGUGAAUGUGUAUGAGUGUGAAGCAGGGCGUUGCUGCAAAAGAGCAUCUGUGCUCAGCGAACCUACCCUGGGUAAAUAAAGGUUAAAUAAAUAAAAAAUUUUAAAAAACAUAUCACAUGCAUAUCUUGUUGGCCUUGCACGCUGGCACACUGCUCAGGGAAACAUAGAUAAGUCCUCACAAACAGAAUAGUUCUGUCCUGCUUCUCUCCUCGGGGAAACAUAGAUAAGUCCUCACAAACAGAAUAGUUCUGUCCUGCUUCUCUCCUCGGGGAAACAUAGAUAAGUCCUCACAAACAGAAUAGUUCUCUCCUGCUUCUGUAGUCCUAUAAGUGAGCAAACAGUGCAACAACAUAUACUUUACAAAUUCAACACAAUGAAAAAUAAAUUAUUUUCUUAAAUGCUAUAA